CCGGAGUGCGGUGGCCGGAAGGCGCACGGCGGGGACAGGCGUGCAGGUGAUGGUGUGGAGGGACGGAGGCCCCGAGCUCUUAGCCCCGCAGAGGACCUGGGCGGGGAGCGCCAUGCUUCUCCCUGCCCUCCUCUUUGGGACGGCCUGGGCACUGGCUAACGGCCGGUGGUGUGAACAUACAGAAACCUUCCUGGUGGAGGAGGAAGUGACCCCCCGCCAGGAGGACCGGGUACCUUGCACCAGCCUCUACCAUUACCAGCGCCUGGGCUGGCAGCUGGACCUGUCCUGGAGUGGACGUGCCGGGCUCUGUCCCAUCUACAAACCCCCAGAAACCCGGCUCGCUGCAAGGAACCGGACAGUGAGGACUUGCUGCCCAGGCUGGGGGGGCACCCGCUGCACCCUGGCCCUUGCGGAAGCCACCCCUGGGGGCCACUGCUUUGCCACGCGGCAAUGCCAGCUGCAGGCUGGCUCAGCUAACGCUUCUGCGGGCAGCCUGGAGGAGUGCUGUGCUUGGCCUUGGGGACACAGCUGGCGGGAUGGCAGCUCCCAGGCCUGCCUCAGCUGCUCGAGCCGACACCUCCCAGGCAGCGCUCCCUCUCCAGCCGUCCUGCUGCCCCUGGCGGGGGCCGUGGCCCAGUUCUGGAGCCAGCGCCAGCCGCCCUCGGCCACCUGCGCCACCUGGUCAGGCUUCCACUACCGCACCUUUGACGGACGCCACUACCACUUCCUGGGCCGCUGCACUUACCUGCUGGCGGGCGCUGCCGAUGCCACCUGGGCGGUCCACCUCACACCCAGGGGGCAUUGUCCCCAGCCUGGGCACUGUCAGCUGGCCCGAGUAAUGAUGGGACCUGAGGAGGUGCUGAUCCAGGGCAGAAACGUCUCUGUGAACGGGAAGCUGGUACCUGACGGGGAGUCUCAGCUGCUCCACGGGCUGAGCCUGCAGUGGCAGGGGGACUGGCUGGUGUUGUCUGGGGGCCUGGGGGUCACCGUACGCCUGGACGGGUCCAGUUCCGUCUCUGUUUCUGUGGACUCCGAGCUCCAGGGACAAACUCAAGGUCUCUGUGGAGUCUACAAUGGCCAGCCCGAGGAUGACUUCCUGGAGCCCGGAGGGAGACUGGCUGUGUUAGCUGCCACCUUUGGGAAUUCCUGGAGGCUCCCUGAUUCAGAGCCUGGGUGUCUGGAUUCAGCAGAGGCGGCCCAGGGCUGUGAGGGCCCCCUGAGCAGCUCGGGGGCAAGCAUGCAGGCUGAUGCCCAAGAUGUGUGCUACCAGCUGCUGGACAGUCCCUUUAGGGAAUGCCAUGCCCAGGUCCCCCCUGCUGAGUACCACCAGGCCUGCCUCUUUGCCUACUGUUCUGGGGCCCCAGCAGGCAGUGGGCGAGAGGCCCGUCGGGAAGCCGUGUGCAGCACCUUGGCCAACUAUGCCCAGGAGUGUGCCAAGCAGCACAUCCACGUGGGCUGGAGGAAGCCAGGCUUCUGCGAGCGUCUGUGCCCGGGGGGCCAGCUCUACUCAGAUUGCGUCUCAGCCUGCCCACCCAGCUGCUCAGCAGUGGGGGACAGAGGGGAGGGGUCCUGCCGGGAAGCGUGCGUGAGCGGCUGCGAGUGCCCGCCCGGCCUCUUCUGGGACGGCGCCCUCUGUGUGCCUCCUGCCCGCUGCCCCUGCUACCACCGGCGCCGGCGCUACGCCCCCGGGGACACCGUGCGCCAGCUGUGCAACCCGUGCGUGUGCCAGGACGGCCGCUGGCUCUGCGCGCAGGCGCCGUGCCCAGCCGAGUGCGCGGUGGGCGGGGACGGGCAUUACCUCACCUUCGAUGGGCGGAGCUUCUCCUUCCGCGGCAGCCCGGGUUGCCACUCCAGCCUGGUGCAGGACCUGAAGGGACAGCCGCUGAUUGUGCUGGAGCACGGGGCUUGUGACGCUGGGAGCUGCCUCCACGCCAUCUCUGUGUCCCUGGGAGACACGCACAUCCAGCUCAGAGACUCAGGAGCUGUACUCGUCGAUGGGCAGGACGUGGGCUUGCCAUGGAGCGGGCCCGAGGGCCUCAGUGUUUCCCACGCCUCCUCCUCCUUCCUACUGCUGCGCUGGCCUGGGGCGCAGGUCCUGUGGGGAGUGUCUGACCCUGCAGCCUACAUCACUCUGGACCCCCGCCAUGCCCGCCAGGUGCAGGGUCUGUGCGGCACCUUCACCUGGAACCAGCAGGAUGACUUCCUGACACCUGCCGGCGAUGUGGAGACCAGCACCGCAGCCUUUGCUAGCAAGUUCCAGGUGGCAGGGGAGGGAAGGUGCCCCUCAGAAGACAGCGCCCUACUUUUCCCCUGCAGCACCCACGCUCAGCGCCGCGUUUUUGCAGAGGCAGCGUGUGCCGUCUUGCAUGGCCCAACCUUCCAGGAAUGCCAAGGGCUGGUCGACAGGGAGCCGUUCCACCUGCGCUGCUUGGCGGCCGUGUGUGGCUGUGCUCCUGGCAAGGACUGCCUGUGCCCUGUGCUUGCUGCCUUUGCUCGUCGCUGUGCCCGGGAGGGUGCGCUGUCUCUCUGGAGGUCCCAGACACUGUGCCCUGUCCCGUGUCCCACCGGCCAGGAGUACCAGGAGUGUGCCCCAGUGUGUGGUCAAAACUGUGGGGAGCCAGAAGACUGUGAGGAGCUGGGGAGCUGUGUGUCUGGUUGUAACUGCCCCCCAGGACUGCUCCGGGACCCCGAGGGCGAGUGUGUGCCCCCAAGCUUGUGCUCCUGCCAGCUUGGAACUCAGCGCUAUGCACCUGGCAGUGUCACCACAAAGGACUGUAACCACUGUGUCUGCCGAGAGAGGGGCCUCUGGAAUUGCUCUGCUCAGCGUUGUGGCCCCCAGCGGACAUUCUGCCCCGGUGACCUUGUCUAUGUCCCUGGUGCCUGCCUUCUCACCUGUGACAGCCCUGGUACCAACCACUCCUGCCCCCCAGACAGCAUGGGAAGCUGUGUCUGUCCCCCGGGCACUGUGCUGCUGCACGAGCGCUGCGUGCCUCCUGAGCUCUGCCCCUGCCGUCAUGGCGGGCAGUGGUAUCCGCCCAACGCUACCAUCCAGGAGGACUGCAACGUUUGCGUGUGUCAGGCUCGGCAGUGGCACUGCACAGGCCACCGGUGUGGUGGGUGGUGCCAGGCAUCGGGCGCCCCCCACUACGUGACCUUUGAUGGGCUGGCUUUCACCUUCCCUGGAGCCUGUGAAUAUCUGCUGGUGCGAGAAGCCAGCGGCCGCUUCACCAUCUCCGCCCAGAACCUGCCCUGUGGGGCCAGCGGCCUCACCUGCACCAAGGCGCUGACCGUGCAGCUGCAGAGCACCGUCGUGCACAUGCUCAGAGGCCGGACAGUGACAGUGAAUGGGGUGAGCAUAACGCCCCCCAAAGUCUACACGGGCCCUGGGCUGAGCUUGCGUCGUGCUGGCCUCUUCCUGCUGCUCACGACCCGCCUGGGCCUCAGCCUGCUGUGGGAUGGAGGCACCCGGGUCCUGGUGCGGCUGUCCCCGCAGCUCCACGGCCGCGUGUCUGGGCUGUGUGGAGAUUUUGAUGGAGAUGCCAGUAACGACCUGCGGAGCCGCCAGGGCGUCCUGGAACCCACUGCUGAGCUGGCCGCCCACUCCUGGCACCUGAGUCCACUCUGCCCUGAGCCAGGAGACCUGCCACACCCCUGCACCGUGAACGCCCACCGGGCCAGCUGGGCCCGUGCCCGCUGCGCGGUGAUGCUGCAGCCCCUCUUUGCCCGCUGCCAUGCAGAGGUGCCCCCGCAGCAGCACUACGAGUGGUGUGUGUAUGACACCUGCGGCUGCGAUUCGGGGGGCGACUGUGAGUGUCUCUGCUCGGCCAUUGCCACCUACGCAGACGAGUGUGCCCGGCAUGGGCUCCCCGUGCGCUGGCGCAGCCAGGAGCUCUGCCCUCUGCAGUGUGAGCGAGGCCAGGUCUACGAGGCCUGUGGCCCCACGUGUCCGCCCACCUGCCAUGACCAUGGUCCCGAGCCCGGCUGGCACUGCCAGGCCUUCGCCUGUGUGGAGGGCUGCUUCUGCCCCGAGGGGACCCUGCUGCAUGGAGGAGUCUGCUUAGAGCCAGCUUCCUGCCCCUGUGAGUCUGGGGGCAGCUUCUUCCCGCCGGGGACUGUGCUGCAGAAGGACUGUGGGAACUGCACAUGCAAGGAAAGCCAGUGGCUCUGUGGGAGCGACAGUUCCGUCUGUGAGGAGCCAGAGCCCGGCUGUGUGGAGGGAGAGGCCCCAUGCCGCGCGAGUGGGCACUGUGUGCCCCACAGGUGGCUUUGUGACAACCAGGAUGACUGUGGCGAUGGCUCAGACGAGGAGGGCUGUGCCACGCCAGGCUGUGGGGAGGGCCAGAUGUCUUGCCGCUCCGGCCACUGCCUGCCCCUGGCCCUGCGCUGUGAUGGGCGGGACGACUGUGGAGACGGGACGGAUGAGCAGAGCUGCCCUUGCCCCCGUGGCUCACUGGCUUGCACAGAUGGGCGCUGCCUGCCCCUGGCCCUGCUCUGCGACGGGCAUCCCGACUGUCCAGAUGCUGCUGAUGAGGAGGCCUGUCUGGGGCAGCUGAACUGCACUCCCGGGGAACUGUCCUGUGUUGAUGGCUCGUGCGUGGGGGCCGUCCUGCUGUGUGACGGAAUCUGGGACUGCCCAGAUGGAGCGGACGAGGGACCUGGGCACUGCCCCUUGCCUUCGCUGCCCACGCCCCCAGCUGGCACUCUGCCUGGCCCUUCCACUGGCGUUGGGGGGAUUGCCCCAACUCCCCCGGCCAGCGCCAGCCCUGCGCCACUCUGCGGCCCCCUCGAAUUCCCGUGCGGCAGCGGCGAGUGUGCGCCCCGGGGCUGGCGCUGUGACGGCGAGGCGGACUGCGCGGACGGCAGCGACGAGCGGGGCUGCGGCUGGCCCUGCCCCCUGCACCAGGCGCCCUGCGCUCGCGGCCCGCACUGCGUGUCCCCCGCGCAGCUGUGCGACGGCGUGCCGCACUGCCCCGACGGCUCGGACGAGGACCGCGACGCCUGCGAGGGGAUGACAGCCCUAGGAGGCCCCAACGGGACCAGGGCUCCCUGCCCGGAAUUCUCCUGCCCUGAUGGCCUCUGCAUCAGUUUCCGGCUGGUGUGUGACGGGCAGCCUGACUGUGAAUCGGUGGGGGAGCUCGGGCCUUCCCCAGAAGAGCAGGGCUGUGGGGCCUGGGGUCCCUGGAGCUCAUGGGGGCCGUGCAGCCGGACAUGUGGGCCGGGGGUGCAGGGCCGGAGCCGCCGCUGCUCCCCCCCUGGUCUCCCGGUGCUGCAGCACUGCCCAGGCCCGGAGCAGCAGACUCAGGCCUGCUUCACGGCUGCCUGCCCAGUGGAUGGCGAAUGGACCCCCUGGUCUCCCUGGUCCCUGUGCACUGAGCCGUGCAUGGGAACUGCGACCCGUCAGCGACAGUGCCACCCCCCCCAGAAUGGAGGCCGGACCUGUGCCAUGCUGCCUGGGGACCCUCCCACCACCCGCCAGAGCAGGCCCUGCCCUCAGGCCGGCUGUCCCAAUGCCACCUGCUCCGGGCAGCUGGUGUUCUGGCCCUGUGCCCCCUGCCCUCUGACUUGUGAUGAAAUCUCUGGUCAGGUUGAGUGCGCGGCUACCCGGCCUUGCAGAAGCCCUGGCUGCUGGUGCCCUGCCGGCCAGGUGCUGGACAGUGAGGGCCGGUGUGUGGGGCCCCAGCAGUGCCCCUGCCUGCAGGACGACACCUGGUACCGGCCGGGGCAGCGCAUCAGGGCCAACUGCCAGCUCUGCACCUGCCAAGACGGACGGCCCCAGCGCUGUCGGCCUGACCCAGCCUGCUCCGUGAACUGUGGCUGGUCCUCCUGGUCCCCCUGGGGAGAGUGCUUGGGCCCUUGUGGGACCCAGAACAUUCAGUGGUCCUUCCGGAGCCCCAACAACCCCCGCCUCUCCGGCCAAGGUCGCCAGUGCCGGGGUAUCCACCGCAAGGCCCGCAGGUGCUGGACGGAGCCCUGCACGGGCUGUGAGCAGCAGGGCCGGGCCCACACAGUGGGGGAGCGCUGGCGAGAGGGCCCCUGCAGAGUGUGCCAGUGUCUGCACAACGGCACCGUGCGCUGCUCCCCCUACUGCCCGCUGGGCAGCUGCCCCCAGGACUGGGUCCUGGUGGAGGGAGUAGGAGGCUCCUGUUGCCACUGCGCCCCGCCUGGUGAGAACCAGACAGUCCACCUCCUGGCCAUUCCUGCCCCCUCUCCAGCACUCAGUGCCCAGAUCGGACCCCCUCUGGUCACCUACGUUCUGCCUCCGCCUGGAGACCCCUGCUAUUCUUUGCUGGGCCUGGCCCGACUUCCAGAGGGAAGCCUGAAGCUGGAGCCCCCCACCCAGGCUGUCCUCCUGGGGGCUCCCACCAAGAGGCCUGGCUCUCAGGGUCGGGGCACUCGGAGGCACACCCGUCCCCCCUUCCUGCAGCUCAACCUGCUUCGGCCUAGGAACCUCACUGGCAUCAUGGUGCAGGGGGCUGGGGCCUCCGCCUCCCUCCAAUUUAGCAGCGACGGUCUACACUGGCACAACUAUACUGACCUCGUGUCCCCAGCCAAGCUUUUUGCUACGAACUCGGAUGACGGGGCCCCUACAGUGCGGACUUUCGGCCGGAUGGUGCAGGCACAGCAUGUCCGGGUGUGGCCCCACAUCAGCCAUCGUGACGCCAACCACAACAUCUCCCCACGGGUGGAGCUGCUGGGCUGUGCGCCAGUGUCCCCACUGGAGGCGCCCCCGUGCCCAGGAGGUGGGCGCCGCUGUGCGGGUGCUGAGUGUGCCCCGCGGGGGGAGCCGUGCAGCGGGGUGAAGGACUGUGAGGACGGCCCCGAGCGCUGCACGCCCCCGCCCACCGCCGCUGGCAGAGUCUGGUCCGCAGCCACGACCCCAGCCACGACCCCAGCCCCGACCGCUUCCACCCAGCCCGGACCGCUGCCCCCGCAGCCCACGGAGGCUCUGGCAGAGGCUGAGCGCUGGCGUCCCUUGCGAGGGUCACCCACACCCCCCACAGGGAAGGGGCCAGUGACUUGGGCCCCAGACUCCGAGCCUCCUUACUUGAGUCCUGGGGAGCCUGUGCAGAUGGUGACCACCACCCCCACAUCCCAGAUGAUCCCGGUGGCCCCUGCUGCCUCGCAGGCAGCGAGCCCUGUGCCCUUCACGGUGCCCACCAUGGCCCUGGCCGGGCUGCUGGCCUCGAGAGCCCCCUGCUCCCCAAGCCAGCUGAGCUGCGGUAGUGGGGAGUGCCUGCCGGCUGAGCGGCGCUGUGACCUGCGGCCAGACUGCCAGGACAGCUCGGACGAGGUCGGCUGUGUGGACUGUGGGCUGGCGCCCUGGUCUGGCUGGAGCGGCUGCAGCCGCACCUGUGGGCCGGGCCUCGCCUUCCAGCGCCGGGAACUGCUGCGGUCUCCCCUGCCUGGGGGCAGCUGCCCGUCCGACAGGCUCCGCAGCCAGCCCUGCUUCGUGCAGGCCUGCCCAGUGGCUGGGGCGUGGGCUGACUGGGGGACCUGGGGGACCUGCAGUGUCUCCUGUGGGGGUGGCCAUCGGAGUCGCCAGAGGAGUUGUGUGGACCCCCCGCCCAAGAAUGGUGGUGCCCCCUGCCCUGGGGCCUCGCACGAGAGGGCACCCUGCGCCCUGCAGCCCUGCCCAGGGGAUGCAGGCUGCGGGCCGGGCCGAGUGCAUGUUAGUGCUGAGCUGUGCCGGAAGGGGCUGGUGCCACCGUGUCCGCCCUCCUGCUGGGACCCGGAGGCCAACAGAAGUUGCAGUGGGCCCUGUCUGGAGGGAUGCCGCUGCCCCCCUGGGCUGCUCCUCCAUGAUGCUCGCUGCCUGCCACUCUCCGAGUGCCCUUGCCUUGUGGGUGAAGAGCUGAAGAAGCCGGGGGCGCCCUUCGUCCUGGACAACUGCAGCCGCUGCGUGUGUGAGAACGGGGCCCUGCUGUGUGAACCCGGGGGCUGCCCCGUGCCCUGCGGCUGGUCGGCCUGGUCCUCCUGGGGUCCCUGUGACCGCUCCUGUGGCUCUGGAGUGAGGGCCAGGUUCAGAUCCCCUUCCAACCCUCCGGCUGCUUCCGGGGGUGCCCCGUGUGACGGCGACAGACAGGAGCUGCAGGCCUGCCACGUGGAGUGCAGGACAGAGCGGCUGGGCUGGAGCUCCUGGGCACCCUGGUCCUCCUGCUCCCAGAGCUGCCUCGCCGUGGGAGGAGGCCCUGCUUGGCGCAGUCGUUCCCGGUUCUGCCCCAGUUCCGGGAACACGUCCUGCCCAGGAGAGGCCACCCAGGAGGAGGCCUGCAGCCCCCCUGUGUGCCCAGUGCUAAGCGCCUGGGGUCCGUGGGCUCCGUGGUCCGCCUGCUCGGCCCCCUGUGACGGAGGCGUCCAGAUACGUGGGCGCAGCUGCUCUGGUUCCACUCCCGGCGACCCCGAGUGCCAGGGACCUCACAGCCAGACCAGGGAUUGCAACACGCAGCCCUGCGCAGCUCAGUGCCCGGGGGACAUGGUGUUCCGCUCCACAGAGCAGUGCCAGCGGGACGGGGGCCCCUGCCCUCAGCUGUGCCUGGCUCAGGACCCUGAGGUUGAGUGCACCAGCUUCUGCACCUCUGGCUGCACCUGCCCGCCUGGCCUUUUCCUGCACAACGCCAGCUGCUUGCCCCGCAGUCAGUGCCCCUGCCAGCUGCGUGGGCAGCUCUACGCCCCGGGAGCACAGGCUCGGCUGGAUUCCUGCAACAACUGCACCUGUGUCUCUGGUGAGAUGGCGUGCACCUCAGAGCCCUGCCCAGUGGCCUGUGGCUGGAGCCCCUGGACCCCGUGGAGUGUUUGCAGCCGCAGCUGUGACGUGGGCCUUCGGCGGCGCUUCCGGGCAGGCACUGCGCCCCCCGCUGCCUUCGGGGGUGCUGCGUGCCAGGGCCCUAACAUGGAGGCCGAAUUCUGCAGCCUGCGGCCGUGUCGGGGUCCCAGUGGGGAGUGGGGCCCCUGGUCCCCGUGCUCUGUGCCCUGUGGCGGCGGCUACCGGAACCGCACCCGGGGCGGUGGCCUGAAUGGCCGUGUGGACUUCUCUGCCUGUGGGCUGCAACCCUGUGCUGGGCCCGUGCCUGGCAUGUGUCCCAGGGGCAAGCGGUGGCUGGACUGUGCCCAGGGCCCUGCCUCCUGUGCGGAGCUCAGCGCCCCUCAAGGGACAAACCAGACCUGCCUUCCUGGCUGUUAUUGCCCAUCUGGGACUCUCCUGCUGAACAAUGUGUGCGUGCCCUCCCAGGACUGCCCCUGUGCCCAUGGGGGGCGCCUUUAUCCCCCAGGCAGUGUGGUGCUUCGUCUCUGCGAGAACUGCUCCUGUGUUUCUGGGCUUAUCACCCACUGCACCUCCCGGCCCUGUGAGGAGGGUCAGCCCACGUGGUCACCCUGGACCCCAUGGAGCGAGUGCUCAGCCUCCUGUGGCCCUGCCCGACGCCACCGGCACCGCUUCUGCUCCGGGCCUCCCACCAUGGACCCGUCCGCCCUGGCCCUGCCAUCCCCACCAACCUGGCCUACCCCUCUUUGCCCAGGACCCGAUGCUGAGGAAGAACCUUGCCUCCUGCCAGGGUGUGACCGAGCUGGGGGCUGGGGGCCCUGGGGGCCCUGGUCCAGCUGUAGCCGGAGCUGUGGGGGAGGCCUGCGGAGCCGGCUGCGAGCCUGUGAUCAGCCUCCACCCCAGGGCCUGGGGGAUUACUGCGAGGGGCCUCGGGCCCAAGGAGAGGCCUGCCAGGCUCUGCCGUGCCCAGUGACCAACUGCACCGCCAUUCAGGGGGCGGAGUACAGCCCUUGUGGCCCUGCCUGUCCUCGCUCCUGUGACGACCUCUUGCACUGUGUGUGGCACUGCCAGCCCGGCUGCUACUGCCCACCGGGCCAGGUGCUGAGUGCCGACGGGGCCCUCUGCGUGCCGCCCAGCCACUGCGGCUGCCUGGACCUGCUGAGCGGGGAGCGGCACCGGCCGGGGGCUCGGCUUCCCGGGCCCGACAGCUGCAACUACUGCACCUGCUCAGAGGGGAGGCUGAACUGCACAGACCUGCCUUGCCCAGUGCCGGGUGGCUGGUGUUCGUGGUCGGAGUGGACGGCGUGCUCCCAGCCCUGCAGGGGUCAGAUGAGGACCCGCUCCAGGGCUUGCGCCUGCCCCGCUCCUCAGCACGGGGGCACCCCAUGCCCUGGUGAAGCAGGGGGGGCAGGGGCCCAGCAUCAGAAGGAGAGCUGCCCCACCUCCCCUGACUGCCCAGCGGAUGGAGUCUGGAGCCCAUGGGGACCGUGGUCUCCCUGUGACCCGUGCGUGGGGCAGUCCCAGCGAAGUCGGGAGUGUAUCUGGCCCCCCACCCCUGAGGGAGGCAGGCCCUGCCCUGGGGGCUACAGGCAGAGUCGCCCCUGCCAGGAUAAUUCCACACAAUGCCCAGACUGUGGGGGUGGCCAGAGUCUUCUCCCAUGCGGGUGGCCCUGUCCCCGCACCUGCCAGGACCUGUCUCCUGGGAGCAUGUGCCAGCCAGGUCCGGCGGGCUGUCGGCCCAGCUGCGGGUGCCCCCCCGGCCAGCUGUCGCAGGAUGGCCUUUGUGUGCCUUCCGCCCGCUGCCGCUGCCACUACCAGCCUGGAGCCAUGGGGAUCCCUGAGAACCAGAGCCGGUCAGCAGGGCCUGGGCCCAGCUCCUGGGAGAGGCUGGAACCCGGAGAGGUGGUGACUGGGCCCUGUGACAACUGCACCUGUAUGGAGGGCACCCUGCAGUGCCGGGAGGUGCCUGGCUGCCCUGGUCCUGGGAUGUGGGGUUCCUGGGGGCCCUGGGAAGACUGCAGUGUCUCCUGCGGAGGGGGGGAGCAACUCCGCUCCCGGAGAUGUGCCCGGCCCCCCUGCCCUGGGCCUGCCCGCCAGAGCCGCACCUGCCACACCCAGGUCUGCCGAGAGGCAGGCUGCCCGGCCGGACGUCUGUACCGGGAGUGCCCGCCCGGCGAGGGGUGCCCCUUCUCCUGUGCCCACGUCACUCAGCAGGUUGGCUGCUUCUCUGCUGGCUGCGAGGAGGGCUGCCACUGCCCCAUGGGCACCUUCCAGCACCGCUUGUCCUGUGUCCAGGAGUGCCCCUGCGUGCUCACCGCGGCGCUGCUACAGGAGCUGGGAACGGCUGGUGCUGACCCUGCGGCUCGGCCCCCCAUUCUGGGAGAGGGCGGUCAGACCCUUGGGCCUGGGGAUGAGUUGGGCUCAGGCCAGAGCCUUCGUAUGGGCUGCAGGAACUGCUCCUGUGUGCAUGGGAGGCUGUCUUGCUCCAUGGCGGACUGCUCCAAGGCUAGUGAUCACUUUGGUCCUUGGGGGCCAUGGGGCCCAUGCUCCCGCUCUUGUGGUGGGCUGGGCACCCGAACCCGCAGCCGCCAGUGUGCGCAGCCCUCCCCCGCUCCAGGCAGCCAGGGCUGCGGAGGGCCCCUCCAGGACCUCAAGUACUGCCCCAGCCCGGACUGCCCAGGGGCUGGAGGGUCCACAGUGGAGCCAGUGACAAGUCUUCCAGGCGGCUGGGGCCCGUGGUCCCCGUGGUCCCCUUGCUCUCACACCUGCACAGACCCCACCCACCCUGCUUGGCGCAGCCGCACUCGCCUCUGCCUGGCAAACUGCACCAGCGGGGACCCUUCCCAGGAGCGCCCUUGCAACCUGCCCUCCUGCACAGAGCUGCCCCCAUGCUCCAGCCCUGGCUGUGUGGCUGGAAACUGUUCCUGGACCGCCUGGGCCCCAUGGGAACCUUGCUCCCGAAGCUGCGGGGUGGGCCAGCAGCGCCGCCUGCGGGCCUACCGUCCCCCGGGGCCCGGCGGGCACUGGUGCCCCGACAUCCUCACUGCUUACCAGGAACGCCGCUUCUGCAACCUGCGGGCUUGCCCGGUGCCUGGAGGCUGGUCACGCUGGAGUCCCUGGUCCUGGUGUGACCGGAGCUGUGGAGGGGGCCGAUCCCUGAGGAGCCGCAGCUGCUCCAGCCCCCCACCCAAGAAUGGGGGUGCCCCCUGUGUUGGAGAGAGGCACCACGCUCGGCUCUGCAAUCCCUUGCCCUGUGAGGAGGGCUGCCCAGCAGGCAUGAAGAUGGUCAGCUGUGCCAACCGCUGCCCCCGCCGCUGCUCAGAUCUCCAGGAGGGGCUCGCGUGUCAAGACGGCCAGGCCUGCCAGCCGGGCUGCCGCUGCUCUGACGGCUUCCUGGAGCAGGACGGUGGCUGUGUGCCGAUUGGGCACUGUGAGUGCACAGAUGCCCAGGGCCAGAGCUGGGCCCCGGGCAGCCGGCACCAGGAGGCCUGCGGCACCUGCACCUGCCACGCGGGGCGGCUCUCCUGCACGGCUCAGCCCUGCCCGCCACCUGCGCACUGCUCCUGGAGCCGCUGGUCAGCCUGGAGUCCCUGCAGCCGCUCGUGCGGGCCUGAGGGGCAGCAGAGCCGCUUCCGGUCCUCCACAUCGGGCUCAUGGGCCCCGGAGUGUCGGGAGGAGCAGUCCCAGAGCCAGCCCUGCCCUCAGCCCCCGUGCCCGCCCCUGUGCCGGCACGGUGCCCGCCUCCACACCCUGGGGGACAGCUGGCUGCAGGGCGAAUGCCGACAGUGCUCCUGCACCCCGGAGGGCAUCAUAUGUGAAGACGUGGAGUGUGCAGUACCCGGGGCCUGGACGCUCUGGUCCCCCUGGUCUGAAUGUCCUGUCUCCUGUGGAGGUGGAAACCAGGUUCGUACCCGGGUCUGCACGGGCUCGACCCCCAGCCACAGGGGGACCCCCUGCGUGGGCCCUGACACCCAGAUGCAGCGCUGUGGUUGGCAGCCUUGCCUGGGGCUGCUGGAGGCUUGCUCCUGGGGCCCGUGGGGGCCCUGUUCCCGCAGCUGCGGCCCAGGCCUGGCCUCCCGCUCUGGGUCCUGCCCCUGCCCGCUGGCCGAAGCUGACCACACUUGCAAUGGCACAUUCCUGCACCUGGACACCCAGGCCUGCUACCCGGGGCCCUGCCUGGAGGAAUGCGUCUGGAGCAGCUGGAGCAGCUGGACGCGGUGCUCUUGCCAGGUGCUGGUCCAGCAGCGCUACCGGCACCAGGGCCCGGCGCCUGGAGCGGGCUGGGCCGGGGAGGGCUCUGCCUGCACACAACUGGACGGCCACUUUCGGCCCUGCCCCACUGCCAACUGCUCAGGAGACAGCUGCACCCCUCCCUUUGAGUUCCAGGCCUGUGGCUCCCCCUGCACCGGGCUCUGCACCACACAUCUGAGCCAUCGGCUCUGCCAGGACCUACCGCCCUGCCAGCCUGGCUGCUACUGCCCUGAGGGGCUGCUGGAGCAGGACGGGGGCUGCAUUCCCCCAGAGCAGUGUAGCUGCCUGUAUCUCGCAGGGGAAGGAGCCAGGCUGACCCUGGCCCCUGGGGACCGCCUGCGCCUGGGCUGCAAGGAGUGUGAGUGCCAGCGCGGGGAGCUGCAGUGCACCAGCCAGGGCUGUCACGGUCUUCUGCCUCUGAGUGGGUGGUCCGAGUGGUCACCCUGUGGGCCCUGCCUGCCUGCUGGCCUGCUGGCCCCUGCCUCCAGGACUGCCCUAGAGGAGCGCUGGUCUCAGCACCCAGCUGGCCCCUCCCCGACCUUGGCCCCCUGGCUGGCUUCGGAGCAGCACCGCCAUCGCCUGUGUCUGGACCCUGAGACAGGGAGGCCAUGGGCUGGGGACCCAGAGCUCUGCACCGCACCACUCAGCCAGCAACGCCUCUGCCCGGACCCUAGGGCCUGCCAUGACUUAUGCCAGUGGAGUCCUUGGGGGCCCUGGAGCGCCUGCCAGGUGCCCUGCAGUGGGGGAUUCCGACUGCGCUGGAGAGAGGCAGGGGGCCCCCCUGGAGGGGGCUGCCGGGGGCCAUGGGCUCAGACUGAGAGCUGCAAUGUGGGGCCCUGCCCAGGGGAGAGCUGCGAAGCCCGGGACACCGUGCCCACCCUUGACUGUGCCAACCGGUGUCCCAGAAGCUGUGCUGACCUCUGGGACCGCGUGCAGUGUCUGCAGGGACCGUGCCGCCCAGGCUGCCGCUGCCCUCCUGGCCAGCUGAUCCAGGAUGGGCUCUGUGUGCCCAUCUCCUCCUGCCGCUGUGGCCUUCCCAGCCCCAAUGCCUCAUGGGUGGUGGCCCCCGGCGAGGUGGCACAGCUGGGUUGCAAUAACUGCACCUGUCUCAAUGGGUCCCUGAUGUGCCCACACCGCGAGUGCCCAGUCCUUGGGCCAUGGUCAUCCUGGAGCAGCUGCUCUGCUCCCUGCGGUGGGGGCACCAUGGAGCGGCAUAGGAGCUGCGAGGAGGGACCUGCGGGGGAGCCAUGCGAGGCCCAGGACACAGAGCAAAGGCGGGGAUGUAACCCGCAGCCCUGCCCUGACUGCCCACCUGGCCAGGUGCUCAGAGCCUGUGCCACCACGUGCCCGCGCCUCUGCUCACAUCUGCAACCUGGUGCCCCCUGUGCGCAGGAACCCUGCCAGCUAGGCUGCGGCUGCCCUGGACAGCAGCUGUUGCACAACGGCACAUGUGUACCGCCCGCUGCGUGCCCCUGCACCCAGAUGUCUCUGCCAUGGGGCCUGACCUUACCCCUUGAGGAGCAGGCCCGGGAGCUUCCCCCAGGGACUGUGCUGGCCUGGAACUGCACCCGCUGUAUCUGCCGAGAUGGAGCCUUCAACUGCUCUCCAGCUGACUGUCACGAGUGCCCUUCUGGAGAAAUGUGGCAGCAGGUGCCUCCUGGGGAGCUGGGGCCAUGUGAACAGACGUGCCAGGAGCCCAACGCCACAGAGACUUGGGGCACCUGCCGCAUGGGGCAGGCCCCGGGGUGCGUGUGCCGGCACGGGCACUUGCGUAGCCACGCGGGCCACUGCGUGCCCCCGGACCGCUGCGAGUGCUGGCGCCAUGGGCAUCCCCACCCGCCUGGAUCCGAAUGGCAGGAAGCCUGUGAGAGCUGCCGCUGCCUCCACGGGAGGAGUGUCUGCACCCAGCACUGCCCCCCCCUCACCUGUGCCCAGGGUGAGGUGACCGUGCAGGAACCAGGGAGCUGCUGUCCCACUUGCCGCCAAGAGACUCUGGAGGAGCAAUCAGCCUCCUGCAGGCAUCUCACCGAGCUGCGCAACCUCACCAAGGGCCCCUGCCACCUGGACCAGGUAGAAGUGAGCUACUGCAGUGGGCACUGCCCAUCCAGCACCAACGUCAUGCCUGAGGAGCCGUACCUGCUGAGCCAGUGCGGAUGCUGCAGCUACAGCCUGGACCCCGAGAGCCCCGUGCGGGUCCUGACCCUGCGCUGUCCCGGCGGCCGCACGGAGCCCGUGGUGCUGCCCGCCAUCCGCAGCUGCCAGUGCAGCGCCUGCCUCGGAGGGGAUUUCUCAAAGCACUGAGGAUUCCGCUGUUCAAGGCCGCCUCCACCCUUCAUGCCAUCACAGGGCUCAGAGGCACUGAACCCCUCCUCCUCUUGUACCGACCCUCCCACUCCUUGCCCUGGUACCAGCAUUUUCCAAAGAAAGUGACAUUGGCAGCAA
Molecule: messenger RNA, 15454 nt
Organism: Mustela erminea (ermine)
Lineage: Eukaryota; Metazoa; Chordata; Mammalia; Carnivora; Mustelidae
Product: SCO-spondin-like
Exons: 103
Coding region: 50-15313 (5087 amino acids)
Biological process (GO): blood vessel development; regulation of angiogenesis
Cellular component (GO): extracellular matrix
Molecular function (GO): protein binding
Source: RefSeq, a predicted model, not a curated record